Molecule: messenger RNA, 1233 nt
Organism: Daucus carota subsp. sativus
Lineage: Eukaryota; Viridiplantae; Streptophyta; Magnoliopsida; Apiales; Apiaceae
Product: probable E3 ubiquitin-protein ligase XERICO
Exons: 2
Coding region: 543-1004 (153 amino acids)
Source: RefSeq, a predicted model, not a curated record
UUUUACUUACUAUCUUCUCAGAUCUCAUAUCAUACCAUAUUUUUUCUGUGUGUUUCGAUCUUAAUUAUCUUACUUGAUUUAUCUGCUUUUUAUUGUUUUGAUUCAUGCUGCUCCCUUUACUUUAAACGAUAUAGAAGCAAAAGAAAGUAUAUUUGUGUAUCACUUGCUAACUUCGCUUUUUAGCUAAAUCUGUCCAUUGAUUUUUUGGUUUAUAAUCAAAUAAUUGGGUUUGAGCUUUAAGGAAAAAAAACUUAGGAGUUUACUUUAUGUGGUGUUUUAGAAAUUUAAUUGUAGACAAGUAGAUUAAACUUGUCUGAAUUUUGGUGAAGCCAGCAAGCUUUGGUUUUGUCUAAGUGUAUAUUUUUAUUCAAUUGAUGAAAGCAUAGGGUGUUUUCAUGGAAGCUGGACUCAGCUUCUAUACUUAUUAAAGUAACAGUGAUGUUGUUUCACCGGCAUCUUAAAUCUAAGCGAGACAUUUGAUUUACGAAAGCACAAAAUGACUGCCUUCAUUCUGUUUUUGAUUGCCUUGUUUCAAAUUAAAUAUGGGACUCUCACAAUACCCCGGUCCAGCUGAUGCAGAAAUGAUGUGCAUGAUUUUGGUCAAUACCGCUAAAUACAUCUCUAUGAUGAAGGAAAUGGUCCGCUCUGUACUUAAGACUAUAGGCAUUGAUAUUGUAUCAUGGGAAGAAUACAACACUGAUAUCCCCUCGGACUCGUUAGAAUGUUACGAAAGCUCCUCAGAAACCUCUAUAGAAGAGUUUCGUGGUAGGAUACCUGCAAUGCGAUAUGAUUCCGUGUUUUCUAAGCAACUUGAGCAUGAUUGCUCUGUUUGCUUGACAAAUUUUAGACCAAAGGCAAUAAUAAACCACUUGUCAUGUGGGCAUGUUUUUCAUCAAGUUUGUGUGGAGAAGUGGAUGAAAUAUCGGAAGCUCACCUGCCCCAACUGCAGGACAAACAUGAUCCCCCAAGACGAAGACGAAGAAGAAGAUACUUGUCCAAUGUGAGACAGCAAGAAAGAAGAUAAAUUAAGAUGCUUGUUCAGUGUGAGCGGUUUGAUUGAUACGCACCAUGAACAAGUGUCUAUGUACAGUUUAGUAGUAUGUAGGGAGUUUGUAUUUGAAUCUGGUCAUCUGGUGUACUCUUGUAUCUAUAUUAUAUAUGCCAGUUUUUCUGAAAUGUCUAGCAUGCGGUCUUUGUGAUGAAUAAAUGUGCAGUUUAGUAUGUACAUAUAUA